UCCUAAACAUAUCAUCGCCGCGAGUUUUCCACUUUCCACCGCGGGGGCCGCCGGCCGGCUAGUCGCGGUUUUCGCAUUCGCGCGGCCGCACGCCAAUACACAAAACCCAAACGCGCAGAGCACCCAAAAAUCUGAUACGGUUGUGCGACGUGAGAAAACCGAUUUUAAUAGAGGCGGGGUAAUAAGUGGCGCUAUUUAGCUAUUUAGUUACAUAGAACAAAAUUUUUGGCAACGUGACUAAAGUGUACGCAGUGCGUGGACGCGUGCCAAUUAUGUGACAUUUUUGUAAUAGACGCUGAGAAAAAAUUUUACCUACAUACACGUAAACACACCUGUUUUUUAAAAAUAUCAUUUUUGGUGUGUAAAAGUCGAAAAAUUGCGCGCUUGAUGAAAAGUUUCAAUGGUGUGUGGGCGUGCAUGGCGCAGGCGCCGGGCUAGGAAAGCUCCCGGGGGUGAAUCGGCCGCCGCCGCCACCACCGCCGCCCAGUGAGCCAGCGACGAGCAGCGUGAGCUUCCUGCCGGCCGGAAUCUCGCUCCGGGUGCGAAUCGAUACGCACCGCUCACCGAACGGGGCGCUCUCACGUGUGAAAACUAACCGACGAAAAAAAUUUCAUCCCCCCACAUAAAUACCACAUCAUAAAAAUCCGCAAGUGUAAAUUACGAAAAAUAAUAAUGAAGUGAUUUAUCUAUGUGCAUGUGUGCAUGUGUGUGUGGAAAAACGUUUAAAAUUACAAAUAAGUGCGCUACGGAUGUGGACGACGUCGUGCGAGUGCAAUAAUAGGAAUAACGCAAUUACACGAAUGAUUAUUAGGAAUGCGCCAGAAGAGAUUAAUUCCUAACCUCAAAAACCACAAUAAAAAUGCAUUAAAAUUUUGAUUUCUAACCAAAAAAUUCAUAAAAAUGGCGACGGAUCACAAAGAUUCCCUCGUGCUGGGCAAAAUGCACACGCGGUGCUUCCUCUGGAGCGCAUUCAGCGACCCAUACCUUGAGAAACUCUACCAGAGCUACAGCAUCAAACAGAAGCGCGCCGGCAUCGAGUGCUUCCUCAUCGCCGCGAUCCUCUUCGACAUCUACGUGCUGCUCGUGCCGAGCGGGCAGGACGCGUGGGUGUUCGCGGCGAUGAGCGCCUUCCUCACCGCCAACUGCUGCCUGCUGGUGUGGUGCAAGAAGGGCGUGCGCAAGUGCGCGAUAUGGCCGGCGGUGCCGCAUGUUGCGUGGCAUCUGGCGAACGCACAGCUGCUGGUCAGUUUGUUUCUCAAAAAGAACGAAGUGACUUCGCGAGAUAGUUUGGGAUGGGCGCUGCUGCUGGAUUAUUUAAUCUACGUGACGCUGCCGUUACGGUUGCGGUACUGUGUUAUACUCAGUAUUGGUACGUGCGCGAUGUAUUUGGCGGCCAUUAUUGGACUGGCGAAGAGUGAGCUGCAUGUUUGCCAUCAGCACAUGGCAAAUAUCCUUCUACUUUUGACAGCGAAUGUCCUUGGCUUAACCGCGUACUUUGUCGAAGAAAAACAACAACGACGUGCGUUCCUCGAAACAAGACAAUCGUUGGAAGUGAAACUCGUCAUCGAAGAACAAAGCGCCGAGCAGGAGCGACUGCUGUUAUCAGUGCUUCCGGAGCAUGUCGCCGUGCAAAUGCGACAGGAUCUGGAUAGCGCCGACAGCCAGUUUAAGAAGAUCUACAUGAGUCGACAUGAGAAUGUCAGUAUACUUUACGCCGACAUCGUCGGCUUUACGGCCAUCUCGUCGACGUAUUCGGCCCAGGAGCUUGUCAAGAUGCUCAACGAGCUUUUCGCGCGCUUCGACAAGCUUUCAGACAAAUAUCAUCAACUAAGAAUAAAAAUCCUAGGGGAUUGUUACUACUGCAUUAGUGGCGCACCUCAAGAACGUCCUGACCAUGCAGUUCUCUCCGUGCACAUGGGAUUAUCCAUGGUUAAAGCAAUUAAAUAUGUGCAGCAAACAACAAACUCCCCCGUUGACAUGCGAGUCGGUAUUCACACCGGUGCCGUCCUAGCAGGAGUGCUUGGUCAACGCCAAUGGCAAUUCGACGUGUACUCCAAAGAUGUCGAGCUUGCCAACAAAAUGGAGAGCAGCGGAAUGGCCGGACGAGUACACAUUUCAGCCACUACACUCUCUUUUCUCAACGGAGAAUUUGAAGUGGAAGCGGCAUUCGGCGAGAAACGUGAAGAAGCACUACGCAUCGCCGGACUCAAGACUUAUUUCAUUGGGAAAGUAUUAAAACCAUUCGAAUCAAAUGUGAAACAAGAAGUACAAAACGGUGCUGGAGUUAUUCACGAAGAGGAUGGAGUCAUGACCGAUUUAGGUUCGGAUACUACAAAGGAUGGCGAUGUAGACUGCGAUGACGGCGACGACAGCGCUGGUCCAUUGCGGCAACGUCAGGAUUCCGAAGACUUUAAAAAGCGCCUACGCAAGGAGCUGGUCAAUCGCGACGGGCACAGAGAACUGGCAAAAAGCACAAAUUUCCUUAGUCUGGCCUUCGUUAAACCCGAACUUGAGAAGAGCUAUCACCAUCAUACCGAGUCUUUUGGUAGUGUCAUCCUGCAGACGUUUCUUGUCGUGCGGGUAGCUAUCGGAAUAGCUCAGUUUAUUGUAUUACCAAGGCGCAUAAUGAAUUUAUUAUCCAUCGUGAGCGGAAGCUUAGCGUUAAUGAUAGUCUCAAUGAUAUCUUUGGCCGAAAUAGUACCGCAGAUGGUGUGCGCGUGUUUCAAGGCGUGUUUUAAUUGCAUCAACAAAUCAAUGUGGAUGCGGCGCAUUUUAUCCACCCUGUGUAUCGCCAUCCUGACAGCUGCCAACAUAGUCGACACGAUCUCCUGCACAACGCCAAAUGUGUCCGCGAACUGUACGCUCUUCGAAGACACGAACAAUGCGUGCAUGUACCCGUCGUACUUUUCCUACUUUGCCGUACUGAUCCUGAUCGCCGCCGCGCUGCCAGCUGCGUUGUCUUACACGUGCAAGACAAUCCUGAUGAUUUUCAUCACGUUGGGACACUGCGCCGUCAACGUGUUUGUGCUCGGACCGGCGUUGGACUGCGAGGAAUCACGCAAACACUUCACCACGCUCACACAGGGAAAGUACACGCUUUCAGCGCUGCUAUUGAUUGCUACGAUUGCUUUGGCGUUUUUAGCAAGACAUAUGGAGCAAGUAUCGCGAGUAUUAUUUUUAUGGCGUAAUGAAGUUGAAGAACAAAGAGAAUGCGUGAGCGAUAUGCGCAGAAGAAACGAAGCAUUGGUUUACAAUAUUCUACCGCCUCACGUGGCCGAACAUUUCAUGGGCAAUCGAAAACGACAGCAUGAUGAAUUAUACUCACAGAGUUACGCGGAAGUUGGAGUGUUAUUCGCUUCGAUGCCUAAUUUUUCAGAUUUUUACUCAGAAGAAACGGUGAACAAUCAGGGCCUCGAGUGUUUGCGCUUUUUGAACGAAGUUAUUUCGGAUUUCGACGCACUGUUGGAGCUCCCCCAGUUUCAAGACAUCAUUAAAAUCAAGACAAUCGGCUCGACCUAUAUGGCGGCGAGCGGCCUAAACCCCACCAAACAUGUCAAACCUGAUGAUCCGACCCCGGUGCGGUGGGCGCACCUCGCGCUUCUUGUGGAGUUUGCACUUGAAUUGAAGAAGGCACUUCAGUGUAUCAACGAGCAGAGUUUCAAUCACUUUGUGCUCAAAUUGGGCAUCAAUCAUGGGCCGAUAACGGCUGGCGUCAUCGGCGCGCGCAAGCCACACUACGACAUCUGGGGGAAUACUGUCAAUGUGGCGAGUCGGAUGGAGAGCACGGGUAAAGCUGGUUGCAUACAGGUAACUGAAGAAACAUGUCAAAUUUUACAAUGUUUCGGUUAUCAAUUCGAACAACGCGGGCUGGUCGCAGUGAAAGGCAAAGGCAAUCUGAUGACGUAUUAUUUGCUUGGCAAAGCCGGCAAAAUCACGCCGCCAACUGCGCCGGUCUCACCUGCUGUAAGUGUUGCGAAUGGUGGCACACCAGCUCUCACCGCCUCCGCCUCCGAGUCAGCCACCACCGCCGGAGAUGAAAGUUCCCAAACCACUUCGACGUCGAAGUCAGAUGAUCGCACUGAUAAAACUGUUAUUGAGUGUGCAGACGCACGAAGUGAUGUUUUCAACGAUGAUGGCGCCACUAGUCGGGACAUGACCGAGAACACGCUGCUGCUGAGCGAUACAUAAACAGUAAACAUCAACAAAAGUACAGAAUCAUAACAUAAUCAUGUUGAGGUGUCGACGGAUCAUUAAUAGGUAUAUCUUAGAGGCUCUAUUUAAUUUAGGUAUUAAGUAAUAAACGAUGAUGUAUAGAUGAUAUUAAUAGAGAUGAUGCUACACUACACUACAAGGAAAUAAUGAAGAAGAAAAGAAAAACUGCUUUCGGGACUUUUAGAGAGAAGUAUUGUAUAUACAUGUGUAUUGGUCAUAAUGAUGACUAUAAGAAAGCGUUUCGUUUUAUGAAAUUCUUGUAUUCUCAAAAAACUACGAAUUGUUUGUAUUUGUAUACUAUCAACAUGAUUUAUUUCUCAUAUUUGUUCGAAAUGCGCACAGGAAAACAUAAACUAUGUUUAGGUUAGGACACAAGAUGGCGCUAGACUGACUCUGAACCAUUGGAAACAUUAAACCAACUCUCAUUAACUGUAAAACUCAACAUUCAACAAAAAUAUAGUAAAUGUAUGUAUAGAGUAAUAAAUGAAAAACACUUGUAAACAUAAUAAUAUCGCUAGAUGAUGAAACGGUGGGUGUGCACUAACUUUUUAGGUUAGCCGCAAAACCUAAUGUGACGAUUAGCAGGAAUUUAGCAUGAGAAACACAUCGUAGAUGAUGAGAAAAGUAACAUAACCUAGAUGGAAAGCAACUUCUGUGAUUUUCAGUUAAGAUUAUUCACAUUUAACCUCAAAAUACUUCAUAUAAACUUCAUAUAUAAACAUAAAAGGCAAAAAACUGAAUGGAAUUUAUGGGAACAAUCAUUUCAUAGGUCCACUAAGUCUAAAAAGAAUUUAUAAACUAUUGAACUAUUGCAAUGUGUCAUCAACUUCCAUUUAAUUUAUUUUUACUACACUUAAUACUCGAAAAGCGUCAAACGAUGAAAUUUCAAAUGGAAAACAUGCAAAUGUAAUGUGAUCAGGACUAAUAUUGAAUAAUCACUAAAGAAAUCUUUAAAUAGAUGAAAAUUUAAAUCUUGUUGAAUGUCCUAUGUACAAUAUACUUUAAACAAAGAUCUGUUGAGCUAAACACACGGUGUUAAUCUAAAAUGAAUUACUGUUUAAAAUAAAAACAAAAAGUAAAUUUAAA
Messenger RNA from Dalotia coriaria, 5298 nucleotides. It is a transcript of the gene Ac3, whose product is annotated as Adenylate cyclase 3. Gene Ontology annotation, molecular function: adenylate cyclase activity. Gene Ontology annotation, biological process: intracellular signal transduction; cAMP biosynthetic process; adenylate cyclase-activating G protein-coupled receptor signaling pathway. The transcript has 19 exons. Bases 901 to 4188 code for a protein of 1095 amino acids. Gene Ontology annotation, cellular component: plasma membrane. NCBI's taxonomy places the organism in Eukaryota, Metazoa, Arthropoda, Insecta, Coleoptera, Staphylinidae. The record is from RefSeq and is a predicted model, not a curated record.